GGUUUUCGCUGUCAACUCUAUUGCGGUCAGCGUCGAGAGGUUGAGUCGUUGGACAGUUGUUGCUCUAAAGUUGGUGUAAGAUGGCGAAGGUGCCACAUGGGUGCUAGUGACGGAAAGUUAGAAGGACGACUUCAACCGGCAGUGGUCAAAGCGCACCGUCCGGCAAACCUUAUGAAGAUGCGCCAUAACGACGAGGAACAUACGCCUCUACGACUCAUACGUGUAACCGUUGGAAAGAAAGGCGCGCCAUAUCGACUUCGGAAUGAUUGAUACGAAGCAACCAGCCUUGCGGAACAGGGAUGGUUUCCGUCGGAAAGCAUCCCACUCCCAAGCCUCACGAUAACGAUAACGUAUGAUUGGGCCAAACGCACCAACGACCAAGAAAGAUACAUCUACGCAGCAAAAGCCAUAUACAAUCAACCCACAAUCAGGACCCAAACAUUAUAGAACAUAAAUUCACAUUCUAAAAUGCACGACCCCGUCGCCUCCGCAAAAGCCCAAGAAGCAACCCACCAAUACGCCUUCCGCCCCGCAACCCCCGCCGACAUACCCUCCCUACAAUCCAUGAUCGCAUCCUCCCUCCGCAGCUUGGGGAAAGGGUACUACACAGAAGCCGAGCUCGAUGGCUCAAUAGGCUAUCUCUUCGGUCCAGAUUCCGUUCUCAUACAAGACCAAACAUACUACAUCCUCCACCCCCUCUCCUCCCCAAGCACAAUCUGCGCCUGCGGCGGCUGGUCCUUUCGCAAAACACUCUACGGCGGCGACUCUGCCCCUUCUCCUUUGCGCAUGCCAGAAAAGCGCGACCCAGCCGUUGACCGCGCGAGCAUACGAGCAAUCUUCACGAGUCCGCAAUAUGCACGAAAAGGCCUGGGCACGAUGAUGAUGCGGCAUUGUGAGGCGAGGGCGAGGGAAGGGAAGGAAGGUGAGACUGAGGGUUUCAAAAAGCUGGAAAUGGGGGCUACGCUGAGUGGAGUGCAGUUGUAUGAGAGGUGUGGGUAUGUGAGGAGUGGGAGGGUGGAUGUAGUGCAGUGUCCGAAUGGGGAGGGGAUUAGGAUUUUGCAUAUGACCAAGGAUUUGGAGGAGGAAGACGAUAGCACUUGA
Molecule: messenger RNA, 1101 nt
Organism: Alternaria rosae
Lineage: Eukaryota; Fungi; Ascomycota; Dothideomycetes; Pleosporales; Pleosporaceae
Product: acyl-CoA N-acyltransferase
Exons: 2
Coding region: 469-1101 (210 amino acids)
Molecular function (GO): acyltransferase activity, transferring groups other than amino-acyl groups
Source: RefSeq, a predicted model, not a curated record